GUCGUGUAGUGAAAUAUAAAAUGUUUUCGAUUAAAAAAUAUUCAUCCGAUUAGAAAUUCUCAGAUACAUUUUGUAUCUUUUUUUGUGUGUCUUCUAUUUAAUAAAUAUACGACUAUCUAAUUGAAAUUGAUAUAAAUUCUUCUUUUCUCUUUCUUCGUAUGAGUGAGUUUUUGUCUUUGGCUGGAGGAAUAUCAAUUUCGCGUGAAUGAUUGACGUUUAAUGCAAUUCAAUACCCUUAACCCUCCCGCAUCAGCACCAUCUUCACCUCACCCUUCACAAGUAUUGUAAUUUAAAAAAGAAAGAAACGAAAAUCAAAGUGUAUCCAAAGGAUCUGUCAUCUGAAUGUGGUGUGUAUAUUCUAAUAGAAAGGAUUUUAACUUUCUCAUCUGUUAAACGUUCAUCAAAAGCGGAUGUGUGCAUUGGAGCAUCAGUUAAAUACACGAAACCAAGUAUUUUCCACAGUCAGCAACACUAAAAACAACCUACCGUACACAUGCUCCUUGAAGUGUCACCGUCGUCAGUUAUAUCCUUCUUCAACAGUCGCUAGUCGACGACCAACUUCUAGGUACGUACAACGACAAUGGUGUCGUGGGGAUGCUGCAUUUAAUUGCAAUUGCGACGUCAGUUACUCGUCGCUCGUCGUGUCGUUAACGUAAACUGUCCUUAGAGACCAAAGUCCUUUCUGAUAUCCGUUUUCCUUUUUCAUUUUUCCGCGUUUAAGGUUGGUGUUGGAGGAAGUGUUGCGCUUUUCUGUUUGCUUUUGCCUUUCCUGGUUAAAAAGAGCCCAAACUCUAUCUAACUUGAUUCGGUUUAUCCUGUUGUUCAGGCGGAACGAAAAGGACUAAGCAUAAUCUUCAUCAGCAGGACCAGAAAAUUGGCUGAAAUUCCAUCCUUUCGGAACUGAAUUCUUUUACACACACACACACCGCACCACACAUGCUGUGUGUAUUGAACUAUAUUUAAGGACUAUUGUUAAAACUAUCUCAUUCCAUCCCUCUGCACCCCAAACACCCUGUUGUCAAUCUCCCACAGCGUGUCUGGACUAUUGUUCGAGAUAAAUAUCACAAAAAAAUACAAAUAAAAAAAGGAUAUGAAGUAGAGGUAAAGUAAUAUUUAUAGAAAAAUGUGUAAUGUCCUUUAACAUUAUUGUGCGUGCGUGUGCAUCAUAGCUGUUGUUUAGUAACAGUGAUGAAAGAAUAGAUAUAGAUAUAAAAAAAUGGUUUAAAAUCUUAAUUUCAAUAAUGAAUCCUUGCAAAUAGUGCAAAAGAAAAAUAAAACAAAACAAACAAAAAUAAUUAUUAAAAGUGGUCCAUUGAAAGAGUUGAUUUGCUACUACUACACUACUCGUAAUACCUAUAAACAGAAGAAGACGAAGAAGCAGAAGUAGGAGAAAUAAAAAGAUAUCCUGAGUGUUUGUGUAUAUUUAUUCAACAGAUAUCCUUCUAUAACAUAACAAGCAAAAACAAAGCAACAACAACGACAAAUAUAAUUCGUAACAGAUUGGAAAAAGAUUCACUUGCUGGUCAAAUUUAUCAAAAUGCCAACAAAUAAACCGUCCCCAGAAAAUGAGAGCACCCGUUUGCCCACCACAGUUCAGAUGACAGCGAAAAUAAAAUCUUCAUCACCAGCGUUGACAAUAAACUCGACUAAAAGUGACGGUGAUGCAGACAGUAGUGGUGGAGGUGACGUUGGCGGUGGUAAAGGUGUUAUCGAUGAAACAUCUCCAACUAAUAUCACAACACACAAUGUCACCGCGAUUACUAAUAACAUCAAUUUAACAUCUUCCGAUAUUGGACUAAAUAAAGCAGGCUUGGGUGCUGUAGGGAGUGAAAAUAAUCAUAGCAGCAGUAGAGGUGUUGGAGGGGGGACAGGAGAAGGAACAGGAGCUGCAUACGAUGUAAUAGAGGAUGAAGCUGGCGAAGAGACUGAUGUCAUAGGAGAAUUGGUUGGUCAUUUUGGAAAAUGGCAGUUCCUAAUGACAAUAUUAUUGUCACUUUUUCAAGUACCGAACACGUUUCAUAUAUCGUCACCAGUUUAUCAGGCAGCCAACAAAAAUUUCUGGUGCAGUCGACCAGACAAUCUUCGAUCUAUUCCUGUUGAUGUGUGGCGAAACUUCAGUGAUUCAAAAGAUAAUUGCUAUCAAGUUAGUUAUGACUAUUAUCGGAUAUCACUUUCUGCAAAUUCCAACAUGGAGGACAAUCUACCCGACAUUCCACAUAAUUACACACGAAUAGCAUGUUCGUCGUGGGAAUAUGAUAUGAAUGAUAAUUUAGGCAAUACAUGGACUUCAGAAUGGAAUUUGGUUUGUGACAAGGAAUAUCUGAAAAAUGUCGCAGAGAUGUUCUUUUUGUUAGGGGUUGCCACAGGUGGUAUUAUAUCUGGGUAUUUGUCAGAUAAAUUUGGUAGAAAAACAAUGUUAUUCAUAUCAGCAGUGUUGCAGACAAUUUUUGGUCUGGCAUUGUAUUUUGCGAAUUCAUUUGAAUUGUACUUAAUAUUGAGAACCCUCCUCGGAUUGGUAUCUGUUUCGGUGACCUACGCUGGAUUGAUUUUAGCCAUUGAAUAUGUCGAUGGCAAAUGGCGAACUAUUGCCGGAAUGUAUAAUUUAUUUCCACUGCCAAUAUCCUAUAUGUUGAUAUCAGGAAUUGCCUAUUUGACACAGGACUACCAAAAACUACAACUUUGUAUUGGUUUUCCUGGUAUAUUUUUGUGCUUUUUAUGGUUUGUUGUUCCAGAAUCACCACGUUGGCUUUUAUGCAAAGGACGUGUUGCAGAAGUAAAGAAAAUUGUAGAAAGUGCAGCCGCAUUUAAUGGCCGACAACUGCCAGAGAAUUACGAGAAAAUAUUGACGCCACCUGUUCAAGAGGAGAGCACUCAUGACUUUUGGUGCUUGUUUCGAUCGAGAUACCUGCGGAGGAUAACAAUAUGUUUUCUGCUCAUUUGGUUUACAAUGAAUUUGGUGUAUUAUGGAUUGAUUCUUAAUAUGAAUACUUUUGGGGGAAAUGUAUACUUGAAUUCGGCUCUAGCUGGUCUAGUCGAAAUUCCUGCGAUUGCCAUUGCUAUGUAUAUCAUUAUGAAAGUUGGCAAGAAAUGGCUAUUUUGUGGGACAUUAGUUUGUGCUGGUUUUGCGUGCAUGUGCGCGGCCGUAACCGAAGGUCAAGAUGAUAUACUGUGGUUGAAAAUUACAUUCCUAAUGAUUGGAAAAUUCACAAUUAGUGCUGGCAACACUAUAAUGCCCGUUUAUACAGCAGAAUUGUAUCCAACGGCGAUACGUAACGUUGGUGUAGGAGCUUGUAAUGUGGCUGCUGGUUUGGCGUUAAUAUUAACACCCUAUUUGUCAUUGUUGACAAAAAUCGAAAGUCAUUUACUGAUGACAUUAUUGACUGCCUGGAGCUUAUUCGGUGGUGUGGUUGUAUUGUUCCUGCCUGAAACUAUGAAGCAACAUACUAAGCAGCAUCCGCCUGAAGAAAAAUGUUAGGUGAAACCAUUUUAAUAUUUUUAACCAAAACCAAAACAAAACUCCAGCAAACAAUGCAAUAAAAAGCCAUAUCCAAAUUGAAUGUGAGUCUCAUUUAAACCCAUUACUCAUUACCUUAAUAUUAAGAAAACAAUUUUUCAAAAAUAAAAAUUAUAAUAUAAAAUUUAUUUUAAAUAAUUUUUAAAUCUCAACUAAAAUAAAAAAAACUAAAAUUAAAAAUUGAGAAAAACAAUGAAAAGGAAAAACUGAAAUUCAAAAUCAAUAAGAUAAAUGUUGUUAACUAUACAUAUACAUAUAUAUUAUAUAAAAAAAUAUGUAGUUUCAUAUUGUUAAAUAAUUUAUACAUAAUUAUAUAAAAUUAUAUUCGUAUAGUAAUUCGUAAAAUAAUUAUUUGUUGUUGAUGGUCUUUAAAAUCUAAAUCUGAAUUAAAACAAACAAAAAAUUAUAAUCGAUGUCAUUAUACAAACAAAAUAAAACUGUGUACAGUGAAAUAAAAACCAUAAACAAAAUCAAAAACAAUAUUAACAAAUUUACUUACACACAUAUCUAAAUGUCUCCAUAAAAAUAGAAUUUUUGGCUGGCCCAAAAAUAUUUCAUAGCCUUAAUUUAAAUGAUUUGUAUUUUGUAUUUUUAAUUAAUGUCCAUGUGUUUAUUACCGAAAUGGUGCUUUUUUUAAAUUUAAAUUUAAUGCAAAACUCCAAUAAUUUACUAUACAUAACAUUUAAAUAGCAAAAGAACAUAUCUAGAACUAUAAAGAAGAAAACCAUAUCCAACUCAGAAAACAUAAACAUUAAACACUAGAUUUUAAGACUAUAUUACAAAACAGGCAGGUCCUUUUUUGUGUAAGAGAUUUUUUUAAUACAAAAUACAUAAAAUAAACAAAAACAAAUAGAACAAACAUUUUUAAACAAAGUUCAAUAAAACAAAACACAAACAAACAAAAAUGCAAAAUUAUAUUACAAAACAAAGGAAAUUAAAAUUGUUCAAAAAUAUUAAACCAAAAAAAACAAAUUUAAUAAAAAUAUUAUUAUAAUAAUUAUUUAAAAAAUAUAAAAUAUAUCAAUGUGUAAAUGUAAAAGUGUAGUCAAUUAAAUUAAUUUUAAAAUAAGAAACAAAAUAAUAAUAAUAAUAAUGAUUGAAAGUUAGAUUUGUAUUGUCAAUUAUAUUAUAGCAAUUUAUAUCAUAACAAAAAUGCAUUUAUUAAUGUUGGAAAUUAAAAUGAUUUAUUGUUUUUAUUAUUUAAUGUUUCAAAGUAAAUAUUUAUGUUUUUAUAAAUUUCGCAAGCAUAUGUGUUUAUGUUAUGUACUUAUUUGUAAAUGAAUUUAUUAUAAUAAUUAUCGAUUAUGUUUAAUGUGAAUUGCUUUGUUAAGGUAUUUUAUGGAAUAAUUCAAAACUUUUGACAGGGAUGGCUUCGAUUUGUAUAAAAAUCAAUAUUAAGUUUUAAUUACAAGCUGCGUACGUGUACCUUCCUGUUGGAAGCUAUUGUGCUUAGAAUUUUAUCUAAAAUCAACCCAAAACUACACUCCAAUGAUAAAAAAAACAUGACUCUAUAUUAUGUGUCAUUCCUGUUUCAGAAAGAGUGAGUUUUUUUGUAAUCUUGCAAAAACAAAACUUAACGAAAAGCCGAAGAGCAAUAAUUCACAAUUUUUAAGAGUAAUCAUUUAAUUUCUUUGGAUUGACAUUUUUGUUUACGAACACUUCAGUAUCCUUUCGACGAUAUUACCGAAGCUUUUCAGAAGAUUUUGGAAGUAAGAAAAGUAGUUUUUUAAACAAAAACUAUCUUUCACAUCGGAAUUCAAUGAAAACAGAAGUAAGCCCUUCAACUUUUCGUAAAACUAAGAAAUUAGAUUAAAUAAAAACCCUCCCAAAGAAGUGCGUACUAUAGUAUUGUUGUAUUGGUUUAUUUUUAUAUGACCAAUAAAUAGCCCCUCUGACAAUAAAAAUAGUAUAGUUCCACCUUUAAACUAAAACUGUUGGUAAAACCUCUCAAGUUCUAAAAAUGAGUUAGAAAAAUUGGUAUUUUGUCAAUUUAAAAAAAUCGCAAUUAGGAGAAUUUGUAAAAUUGAAUCAAUACCGCAGAAUCAUCGUAAUUAUUUUUGUUUAUGUAAUAUUUAUGUUGUACUUAAUUUAGUUUCGUUAAGUUUUUUUCUAUGUUGUAAAAAUAAAGUUUGAGAACAAAAUGUUAAAAUAAAUGUCAAUAAUAUUAAAAGAAAAACCAAAAACAAGUGUUACAAAAAAAGUAUGUUAGAUGUAAAAGUUCUAUUGAAAAAUAAAAUGAAACAAUGUGAGUGAA
Molecule: messenger RNA, 5768 nt
Organism: Eupeodes corollae
Lineage: Eukaryota; Metazoa; Arthropoda; Insecta; Diptera; Syrphidae
Product: organic cation transporter protein
Exons: 10
Coding region: 1538-3475 (645 amino acids)
Biological process (GO): transmembrane transport
Cellular component (GO): membrane
Molecular function (GO): transmembrane transporter activity
Source: RefSeq, a predicted model, not a curated record